This is a messenger RNA of Symbiodinium necroappetens, 384 nucleotides long. NCBI's taxonomy places the organism in Eukaryota, Dinophyceae, Suessiales, Symbiodiniaceae. The record is from the annotation of a GenBank genome assembly.
AUGAUCGACGCCCACAGCGUGAUCCCAUGGUUUUGGGCGGAGACAGCCAAGAUUGAAGAGGACCUGGACUUGCGCCACGACAAGUUUUCGUUUUGGCCCGCCCGGAUUGCCAAAGCGGGGCAGGCCCUGCUUUCCCGCUUUGGGCUUUCGCGGCCUCCAUCACCGUGGAGUCCGAUCAUCACGGUAUUCGACCUUCCGGAUCCCGGCAACACGUGGAAUGGGCAGCAGAUCAAGAGAUAUCGGUCCCUAGCACGACAAGGGCCGCGGCAGUUCAACAACGUCACCUUAGCGUCCGGGCCAUCGCAUGUUUGGUGGGUCGAGAGACUGUCGAACUAUGCCUGGGCAAGUUCAGGGCUGCGGUUGCCAUCUGCACGGGCCUGUUGA